Messenger RNA from Cryptomeria japonica (Japanese cedar), 1370 nucleotides. Its product is annotated as copper transporter 6-like. The coding region runs from base 623 to 1063 and encodes 146 amino acids. Gene Ontology annotation, cellular component: plasma membrane. Gene Ontology annotation, biological process: copper ion transmembrane transport; intracellular copper ion homeostasis. The transcript has a single exon. Lineage: Eukaryota; Viridiplantae; Streptophyta; Pinopsida; Cupressales; Cupressaceae. Gene Ontology annotation, molecular function: copper ion transmembrane transporter activity. The record is from RefSeq and is a predicted model, not a curated record.
UCCAAGGGAAUCAGCAUGCCAGCCAUGGUUUGUCAUGGUGAAUGUGACAAUCAUAUGAGACAAUGCAAUGCCAUCAAUCUCUCUGUCAGAUUGAAGAUAGGUGCAAAUCACCUUGUGUCUGUUUCUCUGUGUAAAUAUAUAUACAAGGCAGAACAUGCCCAAGUACACAACAAUCUGACAUUAUACAGAAUCUCUCAUGACAGGUAAAGGCUCUGUAAUGCCAUGAUGAAUGUUUGAUUACCAUAUUAGGUCUCCCAGAACUGAAAUCUUGAGAAUUACCCAAAUUAUCCAAAACCCACAAAGGGAAAAUGUCUGAAUCAUGAAUGGUUGAUUACCAUAUUAGGUUUUCCAAAGCUGAAAUCCGGCAAAAUUGCCCAGAUUCAACAACACCCACAAAAGGAAAACAAUUGAAUCAUGAAUGUUUGAUUACCAUUUUAGGUCUUCCAGAGCUGAAAUCCUGAAAAUUGCCCAAAUUCAACAAUAACCACAAAAGGAAAACAGCUGAAUCAUCAAUGUUUGAUUACCAUAUUAGGCCUCCCAGAGCUGAAUUCCUGAAAAUUGCCCAAAUUCAACAGCACCCACAAAAGGAAAACACAUGAAUCUCAAUCUGUUGAGAGUUUGAAUGGAUCCAAAGAUGGGCAUGCCUAUGCAGAACAGUAGCUCACCAGAUAUGGGCAUGAAUAUGACUGGCAUGCAAAUGACCUUCUACUGGGGAAAAAGCAUGGAGCUCAUGUUCCCUGGAUGGUCUCCACACACUCUAGCCAAAUACUUGCUCUCACUGGUUGCCCUAUUUGCCCUGGUCUUCUUCCACCAGGCCCUCCAGUAUGUUAGGAAUAGGAUUGUCAAUCUCAAUCAUGGAAGUAACAACAGCAAAGAUUUGGGUACAAAAAGUUUGGGGACUAGUAUUGCUGAAACGUCGGUCUUUGCAGUUAAUGCAGGAACUGGAUAUCUUCUGACGUUGGCUGUUAUGUCUUAUAAUGUGGGAGUUUUUUUGGUUGUUAUAGCAGGGCUUUCAGUGGGUUUCUUCUGUUUUCAGUCUUGGAAGCGAUUUGAUGCUAAAUAGCGCGGCUCCCUGAUUAGAUCUGCUCACCUGCGGAUGUAUGCUUGGGGUUUUUGCUGGCCACGAGAUUCGAACCAGGGACCUUCAGAGCUUUGUUGCGAUAAGUCGAUGGCCCUGUUUUUAUUAGUACCUGUUUGGGUACUAAUCUGUUAAAAGUGUUGAUUUUUCUAUUAGUACUAUAGUUAGAAAUGUAUUAGUUAUAUUAGUUUGCUAUUCUAAUCCAUAUUAAAUAUUUUGAUUUUUAAUGUUAGACCAGAAUUUGAUUGGCUUAUAUAGGUAUAUUUGAUUUCCUGUACAUACACAAGGGUGA